Messenger RNA from Spizellomyces punctatus DAOM BR117, 1381 nucleotides. RefSeq lists its product as uncharacterized. Lineage: Eukaryota; Fungi; Chytridiomycota; Chytridiomycetes; Spizellomycetales; Spizellomycetaceae. Gene Ontology annotation, biological process: protein transport. The transcript is spliced from 6 exons. The coding region runs from base 186 to 1142 and encodes 318 amino acids. The record is from RefSeq and is a predicted model, not a curated record.
CUUGGCAUCUUUUUGGUCAUCCAAUCAAGCAAUCAUCCUCUUACGGACGACGAUCGCUUCCAUAAUACGUUGUGGACUUUUGCAGCUUUAACGUUCUUCUGCUGUCUUCGCGUUUCGCAACAUUUGGGAAGCCUAGCGUUGCGACUCAUUGCUAAAUCCCCGGUUACCCAGUCACAGUUUACGAUAUGAGCUUCGGAGGUUUCAACGCCAACAGGGCAAAGGUUCAACUGAAGCUUGCCAUAAACCGCCUAAAGCUUCUCCAGCAAAAAAAGACCCAACUGAAUCAAGUUGCCAGGAAGGAGAUAGCUCAGCUGUUGGAGAAGGGAAAGGAAGAUAGUGCUCGAGUCCGAGUAGAGCACAUUAUCCGUGAAGAUUUUAACAUUGAAGCAAUGGAGAUACUGGAGCUCUACAGCGAACUCUUACUAGCGCGGUUUGGAUUGCUAGAGUCGAUGAAGCAUUGCGAUCAGGCUAUAGCAGAAGCAGUCAACACAAUCAUCUAUGCAGCACCUAGGAUGGAAGUUAAAGAGCUCAAUUCGGUGCGAGACCAGGUUAUUAUGAAGUUUGGCAAAGACUUUGCCAUGGCGGCUAUGGAGAACCAAAAUGAUAUUGUCAAUUCCCGGAUUGUGCACAAGCUCAAGGUACAAACGCCGGAUCCAGUUCUCGUCAACCAAUACCUCAAGACCAUAGCAAAGGCAUACAAUGUUCAAUGGGACGGUGGUUCAGAUGGAGUUCUCGAGUCGGUGCCAGCUCCACAGCUCACGGACAUUCCAUACACCUACCCCCAACAGUACGCUCAAACAAGCGCACCCGAAGCCUUUGCCCACCCACAAUCGUAUCCACAACAGUACCCCCAGCAAUAUCCAUCACAAUAUCCGCAGCAGCACCCUGAUCAAGGAUUUCCUGGUGGAUUCAAGGAUCCCUAUGGGCGACCUGCUCCUAGUGCCCCUACGGACUCGUAUAAUGAGAUUCCUGACUUUCCGGGUGUGCCAUUGGGCCAUGGCGCUCCAGCACAUGCGCCACCAGGUGCAACUGGAUUUGGAGGAGGACAGGGUCCUGAUAUGGGUGCAGGCGGGGAUUCAGAGUCGUUGCCAAAUUUUGACGAGUUGACCAAACGAUUUGAAGCUCUGAAACGUCGCAAAUGAUCAUAACUUACGCCCACCACGUUAUCCAUAUUUUAUGGUUUAGCUCAUUGGAAAUUUGGGUGGUAAUGUUAGCAUGUCGGCACUGGAGGCAUGUGAGGGCAAAAGAUUGCGUGCUAUUUAUCUAUACAAAGGAUUUCCUAUUCUACAUCUUGGCGUCUGCUAGAUUAUACCCCUUCCAUCGUUCCGCCCACGCCUUUAUCAAUUGAUGUGCAAUGGCAUAAGGCGGUGGUAUUCUAAGC